AUGGCAAGCUCCCAUACUCGCGAGGGACUCCUCGCACCGAUCUCACAGACCUUAGCUGGCAAAGGUAUCCCUGCUGUGCUCUGGGGUAACUUCCUCUUGACUAUCCAUGGUGUGCCGAGCAUCGUCAGUGAAGCCGACUUCGUCGUCCACGACUCUUUGCUAUGUGCUGCUAUAGCAGCCCUUAUGGACUCGCAGGAGCUGAAACUCUCGCCAUGCCUCGAUCCAGAAACCUGCUACAUCUCAAGAGCGAAGAGGCUCUCGCCAGGUCCUGCGUUCCACGCCCACAUGCCUGACAGCAAUGCCCACGUUGCACUCCACGUGCAGUCAGCCACUCUUGGUGCCGUCGUGCCGCCACUCAGGCUCAACCAGAGUGCGAACCUGCUCUCGUUGGGCUUGAUACCGGCCAGCCAUCCGUCUUUGCCGUCGCCCGAUGAGCUGGGCCUUGGCCAUGGAUCACUGUUUCCCCAAGACGACGGAUCGCCGAGUCCAGUCUGGGUUCUGCCGAGUCAUACGUACUUGGAAGCCAUCAUUCAAUUAAUUCGUGAAGAUGUCAACAUCUACGUGACCUACUUCAUGGCCACUGUCAUUUACUUCAUGUACAGCAGUGGACAGAUUGAGAAAUGGUGGAGGCAAAACCUUGGCCUGCCGAUUUCGAAGACUCCGUCUCCCACGAGGCCCAGGGGCCUGUCUCCGGCUUCCGCAGCUGCCGCUCGUGCUGCUGACGCUUCCAACCCUCCAGCAAGAGGCAAUAGUGCUAGCGCUCCCAAGCUUCCGAGCAAUGCUGCGAGCGGGUUCCCAGCUGAUGAGAAGUAG
Diaporthe amygdali is the source of this 813-nucleotide messenger RNA. RefSeq lists its product as uncharacterized. The record is from RefSeq and is a predicted model, not a curated record. The coding region runs from base 1 to 813 and encodes 270 amino acids. NCBI's taxonomy places the organism in Eukaryota, Fungi, Ascomycota, Sordariomycetes, Diaporthales, Diaporthaceae. The transcript has 3 exons.